GUCCGAGAGUUCCAUAAAAAGGAGGAAAAUGAUAUUUGGGUUUUGAGUUUUAUCACCAUCAGGUAGGAAGUGAAAUUAAUGGUCUCAAUGAAUAUAAUAGAAGAUGAUCAUGAUCAUGAUCAUCAUAGUAAGAAAUACGAUGUACCAGCAAUACCGACGGUUGGGAUAUUAGUAUCACAUGGCUCCAUCUCUGUGUGUGGUAGAAGAAGAGAAAUGGAAGAUGCUAUUACUGUAAUCCCAGGUUUACUACCUUCAUCAAAUCGUAAACGUCCUUGUGAUCAUGAUUUUGAUUUCUUUGCUGUGUAUGAUGGACAUGGUGGGUCUGCUGUGGCGAAUCUAUGCAGCGAGCAGUUACACAAGAUACUUGUGGAUGAGAUUCAGGGUUCGUCGAAUCUUGAUAAGAUUGACUGGGAGAAUGUUAUGGUGAGUUGCUUUUUAAAGAUGGACGAACAAGUAGUCAGCGGAAAAGAAGUUGAAGAUGAAAACAUAAAGUCAAUAGGAUCAACGGCUGUGGUUGCUUUGAUCAGCAAAGAUAAAAUUAUUGUUGCUAAUUGUGGUGAUUCUAGGGCUGUUUUAUCUCGUGCUGGCUUACCGAACCCGCUUUCCCAAGAUCACAAGCCUGACAGGAUAGACGAGAGGGAUAGGAUUGAAGCAGCCGGAGGAACGGUUAUCAAUUGGGAUGGUUCUCGUGUUCUUGGGGUACUAGCUACCUCUAGAUCUAUAGGAGAUCGCUACCUCAAACCAUAUGUAAUAUCCGUCCCAGAGGUCGGGAUAUUUUCACGAACCGAAAGCGAUGAGUUUCUGAUAUUAGCUAGUGAUGGUUUAUGGGAUGUUAUGUCAAACAAGAUGGCUUGUCAAAUAGCAAGGAAAUGUCUCAAAGGUAAAGUAGCAAGGAGAUCCUCAUCACUAUUGGGUCAUCCUAGUAAUGCUGCAUUUGCUGCGGCAGUUCUGGCUGAAGUUUCAAUGGCUAGAGGAAGUAAAGAUAAUAUCAGUGUUGUGGUCGUUCAGUUGAAAAAACUAAUCUAAGUAGAUGGCUUUUCCAUGUGUUUUCCUUCAUUUGUUGUUAAUCUCAUUUGUUCAAGUGCAAGUGUUGAACACUUAGUCAGACACUUGCAUAG
Molecule: messenger RNA, 1118 nt
Organism: Papaver somniferum (opium poppy)
Lineage: Eukaryota; Viridiplantae; Streptophyta; Magnoliopsida; Ranunculales; Papaveraceae
Product: probable protein phosphatase 2C 8
Exons: 3
Coding region: 79-1026 (315 amino acids)
Biological process (GO): protein dephosphorylation
Cellular component (GO): cytosol; nucleus
Molecular function (GO): cation binding; protein serine/threonine phosphatase activity
Source: RefSeq, a predicted model, not a curated record